CUUUGAAAUCCCCCUCGGAUAAGUUGCUGGAUUCUUUUUUCUUCCCUCUUUUUCUCCGUCUCACAUAAUCUAGGGUUUGCAGAAUUCUGCACUACUAGAUCCAGGAGCCUGUGUAACCCUAAAUUGAAGGAAAGUUAGGGUUUUAGGGGUCUCGAUUUCUUCUCAUUAUCUCGAAUUGUUGUUUGGUAUAUUCGAGAAAUUGGAACAUUUAGGGUUUUGCUGGUUUUAGUUAACCUCAAUUUCUUUAUUUGGCUUUUUGGUUUGUAAGGAAGGGUUUUGGGGCUUCUGAUUACGUAAGGUUCCCAUUACUUUGUAGUCUGUUUGGGGGCCUUUUCGGUUCGACAAUUGACUCGGUGCUUCUACAAUUGGUGUUUGUUAUCUGAUAAAUUCUUUGGAGUUUUCAGGGUUUAGGGUUGUUUUGAUCGGCUUUUAGUUGUGUCUUUUUUUUUUUGGGAGUGGAGGUUUCAUUCUAGCUUUGGUUUUAAUGGCGAAGUUGGGCGAAGAGGACGUUGAAUAUGAGAGCGACCCUGAGGAAAAGCGCAUGCUGGGGAUGAGAAGACGUGAAGCGGCAAGCGAAGAUGAGGAAGGCGAAGGGGAAGACAAACCAAGAAUGGAUAGGAGCGUAAUCCACUCUGAAGAAUUGGAGGGCCAGGGUGGGGCUGAAUACGAGAGCGAUCCUGAGGAGGAAAAGCGCCUGCUGGGGAUGAGAAGACGUGAAGCUGCAAGUGACGAUGAAGAAGGCGAAGGGGAAGAGAAACCACAAAUGGAUCGGAGGGCCCAUCACUCUGAAGAGUCUGAUGGCCAGGGUGGGGCAGCAGAAUACGAUGAUGAUGUAGAGGAAUUAGAAGGGGAGGAUGAGGAAGAAGAGGUCUACGAAGAUGAAGAGGAAGAAGCUUAUGAGGAUGAGCAAGAGGAAGAUGAAAUUGAUGGAUUUGAGGAAGGGAAAGAAAGGAAUGAGGAGGGAGUAGGAGGUGAUGGUGGAGUGCAGAUUAAGGUGAAAGAAGUAGAUGGGAGGAAGGUAGAGGAACUGGUAGACCCGAAAGCAGUGGAGAAUCAUAUGGAGGAGGAUGAGGAUGAAGAGGGGAAAAAAGAGAAUGAACCGUUUGCAGUGCCCACUGCUGGAGCUUUUUACAUGCACGAUGAUCGGUUUAGGGACAAUGCUGGUGGUCGACACAGGAGAACAUAUGGUGGAAGGAAGUUGUGGGAGUCCAAGGAUGACAAGAAAUGGGGGCAUGACAAGUUCGAGGAGAUGAAUUUGCAGGAAAGGCAUUAUGAACAGGGUAGGAGGGGUUCUAAAGGUAAUUUUCGAGGCCAUGGUGGAAAAAAUCGAGCUCCAGACCGUGGAUAUGCAAGAAGGAACAAAUCUAAUACAUUCAGCAAUGGUAACAAUCAGAGCCAGGCACCUAAAGGUGUGAGAGGGAGGGGGCCUAGAAAGUAUGAACCUACAUGGAAGACCAGUAGCCAGGCACCUCCAGCACAAAACAAACAGCCCGAAAAGUCAUUUGAUAGAGCUUCACAUACUGAUUCUGGGAGAGUUUUUACUCCAACACCAAAUACAGAAUCUGAUCAAGUGCCUCCUGCUAGAAAACAUUCAAGCUUGAGUUCUGCUUCUCCUCCUUUUUAUCCUUCUGGAUCUUCAAAUAAAGAUAUCCCUUUGACUCAGAAAAGGAAUGUACAAGCUGGAAGUUCAAGCAGGAAUAUUCGUACUUCUGUUGUCAAUGAAAGUUUCUCUAUGCAGCAAGCCAGUGCAUUGGUACGAGGGAAGAAUAUAGCUGAUUCUGCUGGUAUUGACAAGCUCUAUGUUGAUGAUUCUGUUCCUUCAGCAGCUGGGAAGUCCUUGAGCACUGUGCAAAUGUCACCUGGAUCUUCAUUGGUCAAUAGCAUGCAAUCCUCUCAAUCCAGAACUCAAGGAAGGGGUGUAGCUAUUUCAAGUCAGAUGACUUAUCAAUCAGCCCCUGUUCAAAGCCAAGUCAACCGAGUCUCAUCUGCAACUCAGCCCAAUUCUGUUCAGCAGAGUCCCGUUCAGAAUCGUGUUCCACCUUCUGUUCUUGUCCCUGGUCAGCAGUUGGGACAACGUUCUGCCAGUGGAUCUCAAGCUUCAUCACCCCCAAAAUCAGCAUUGUCAAUAAAUUCUCAUGACUCUGGAGACACAGAAACAACUUCAGAAUCUAGUAAAUCUAGAGGUGGAUUGGUGGGAAAGGGCAAAGAAGGCAUUCAAGGGAGUGGGAGAGGCUCUUUUCUCUAUGGAGGGGCACAGGUUAUGGGAGCCUCAGGGAAUAUGGGUGUUGGUCAUGGUGAUCCGAACUUCCCUGCAACUCCGGCUUUCUUGCCAGUUAUGCAAUUUGGGGGCCAGCAUCCUGGUGGUAUUGGAGUUCCUGCUGUUGGCAUGGCUUUUCCUGGAUAUGUUGCUCAACCGCAACUUGGUUUAGGAAAUUCUGAAAUGACAUGGCUACCAGUCCUGGCUGGUGCUGCUGGUGCUUUAGGGGCUACUUAUUGUUCACCUUAUAUUGCUGUCGAUGGGAACUAUCACACUCGCCCAUCUGGACAGACGUCUUCGGUGGGUUCUUCGAGCAAAGAGAAUGAUAGACCUUCUCAGAGACCUGAACUUGUUAAUGAUGAGUUUGGGCAAAGACAAAAGCCUCGCAGAUACUCAGAGAUGGAUUUUAAGCAGCCAAGUACAAGUACUUAGAUAAGGACCAUAUUUGAAUAAGCAGAUAAAGGCCCUUGAUCAGGUCAUUUGUGUUCUCCCACUUUCUUUCUGGAGUGCUUUGGGCCGCAAUAUGCUCCAGCAUAUUUUAGUUAUAUGUAACAAACACCUGCUCAUGCUGCAGUCAAUUUGAGAACGAAAUUGCGGCUUGAGGGGUGGUAGUUUCAUGUUUAAAUGUGAGGUUUUCUUGUGGUUUGGUUUUUUAGUGAAGCUUGAAGAAAUGUACAUGGGCUUCUCCAAAAACUAUAUACUUCAAAAAAAAAAAUCGAGAGCGAGAACUAUUGUGCAGAAGUUGUUUGGUCGGUGACGUGAGUUUUCUAUUUAUUAUAAGUAGAUGGUGUUUUGAGUUUUGUAUCCAACUUUUUGAUGACCUUUAACUUUGUGGUCGAGUCUGGUUUCAAGAUUACCUUUCAAUGUGGGGAUUUUAUUUAGAUGAGGACUGCCUACUUGCUUAAAUACUGCAGAGUAGAGAAUUUAUUUGUUCAAGUGGACUUGUAGUUUGUUGACAGAUGCUUUAUAAGGCUAUGAUUAUAUGCUACUCCUGUUCAUGUUAUGCUAAAA
Messenger RNA from Manihot esculenta (cassava), 3268 nucleotides. Its product is annotated as protein MLN51 homolog. Bases 485 to 2689 code for a protein of 734 amino acids. The transcript is spliced from 11 exons. The record is from RefSeq and is a predicted model, not a curated record. NCBI's taxonomy places the organism in Eukaryota, Viridiplantae, Streptophyta, Magnoliopsida, Malpighiales, Euphorbiaceae. Gene Ontology annotation, molecular function: mRNA binding. Gene Ontology annotation, cellular component: exon-exon junction complex. Gene Ontology annotation, biological process: mRNA processing.